GUUCUUCGCAAGAAUCCCUCUGAGAGGAGGCGGGAAAUGGCGUCCCGAGCAGCUGUAGUUGAUCUAUCCACUGUUCUGUGACUCACGCUCAGCGGAUAACUCACCGACUGAGGUUUCCUCGGGCCGCAGAAACAGCUGUGGACUCAUCCACAACAUCUCCGGAUCGUGCCGCCUUGACCCUUGUCAUCCUUACAUGUGACUUUUGGGACGAUGAGGCUGAGAAUGCGUAAAGCAUCUCAGCAGCGGAGCACCACCCUGUCCGCCCGGACCGCCAAGACCAAGAGGAAGCACUCCGAGGUGGAAAGCAGUUUGCCCUCAGAAGACGGCAAGAUGCCGAAACGAGACACAGGCAUUUUCUCCACCAUCAAACGGUUCAUCAGAGGCAAUGCUGUCAAGGUGGAGCAGUGCACUCCUGCUAAGAGGAGCCGUGUUGACUGUGAUUCAGACAGUAAUCUGAUCACAUCCACUCCGACCGGUGGAAAUCUGCCCAGCAGAGCAAAUCCCAGAACCCGCAGGAAAGGCCCUGUCAACGGAGAUACCAUGACAGGUCAGAGUAAACCAGUGAAGCCCAAUGGCAAGCUGGAGGUGGAGACAGAAGUUCCAAACAGUCCUCCCCGUACUACCCUCCUGGGUACAAUCUUUUCUCCUGUUUUUAGCUUCUUCUCACCAGCCACCAAAAAUGCUACAGCUGGCUCUGAUUCCCCAGGCCAGGCUGUUGAGGCCGAAGAGAUUGUAAAGCAACUUGAGAUGGAGCAGCUUGAAGAAACCCCUACCAGCACUAGCACUGAUGGCAGAGAGCUGACCUUUGACCCUGCACUAAACCCUAGAACGCUGCCGCAUGCAGACACAACAGUGGAGGAAGGCGAGAUUGUCACAGAGGCGGAUAUGCCACCGCUCACUGUCGUAGGAUCCAACAGCAAUUACCCCGAUGUUCCACCAUCACCUCCUCCGGAGGGAACUUACGAAGAGGACUGGGAAGUUUUUGACCCCUAUUUCUUCAUCAAACACGUGCCACCCUUGACCGAGGAGCAGCUAACCCGUAAACCAGCGCUGCCUCUCAAAACCAGGAGCACUCCAGAGUUCUCCCUCGUCCUGGAUCUUGAUGAGACGUUGGUACACUGCAGCCUAAAUGAAUUGGAGGAUGCAGCCUUGACCUUCCCUGUGCUUUUCCAGGAUGUAAUUUACCAGGUUUACGUCCGAUUACGGCCGUUUUUCAGAGAAUUCUUGGAGCGUAUGUCUCAGAUUUUUGAGAUCAUUCUCUUUACUGCUUCCAAGAAGGUGUAUGCUGACAAGUUGCUGAACAUCCUGGAUCCUAAAAAACAGUUGGUUAGGCAUAGAUUGUUUCGUGAACACUGCGUAUGCGUUCAAGGCAACUACAUUAAAGACCUUAACAUCCUCGGCAGAGAUCUCUCCAAGACGGUGAUCAUUGACAACUCACCUCAGGCUUUUGCCUAUCAGCUUUCCAAUGGGAUCCCCAUUGAGAGUUGGUUUGUGGACAAGAAUGACAAUGAGCUCCUUAAACUGGUGCCGUUUUUGGAGAAGCUGGUAGAACUGAAUGAGGAUGUCCGUCCACACAUAAGAGAGAGGUUUCGCCUGCAUGACCUUUUACCUCCGGAUUGAACGGUUAUCAGUCGAAACGAUUGUUUCUUGCCAACCUGACUGUUUUUAAGCAGUAGGGGAUUUUCACAAUGGGGAAGGGAGAAUUUGCCACAAACUCUUUGCCAUAAGGAUUUCAACUACAGACUCGCCUACAUUGGCGUUUCUUUUAUGUAGGGUGGGAGGGGGCGGGACUCACGAACAGAUGUUUUAAAACAAAUGACUUGAUGUAUGCAUACGUUUUCUAUACACUUUCAUUUACGGAACUUCAUUUUUGAUUGGUCAUCCGUGCUCGGAGUGGAGUUUAUGCCUGAAUUGGACUUUAAUGUAAAGCACUGCGCAGAAGUGGACAUGCGUCACUCAUUUUGGUGCUCAAAGGGACCCUCUGCCCUCCCAGGCCACUGGCUUACUUCAACAGGAAUGACCAGUUGAAUUUAAAUAUAUAAAACAUGAAUAUAUACAUUCAACUAUGUGUGUAUAUGUAUAUAUAACAUUUGUACAUAUAUAUUUUUUCCUGUCAAGUUUGUAAAACAUGACUUGCCGUUUGGUUUUAAUUCAUUAUGCAUUCCUGUUUAGUUAAAGGUUUUUCAUAGACAAGCUGGCUUUUUAUUAAUUUUUUUACUCUAGGUUUUAUGUAUAUUUAAUGGCCUAUACGUUUCGCUUUCUUUCAAACAUUCGUAAUCCGGUAAAGUGCUUAUCCAGUCACAUCACAUGUACCGCAUAUGGAAAACAAUAAUGAAAUGCUGUUUUGUAAAACUGAAAUCUUGAUUUUUUUUCUCCGUCUCUAGUUGUGGCUUUCAGUUACUGACAGUUUAAUAUCAUUUACCCAUGUCGGACAUAAUUUGGGAACUUUUCUCUUUUUAGUUUCUUUUUAUAUACAAGUAUAGCGGAAAUGUAAAAUACUGUAUGUGCUUUAAAAUGCUUUUUUGUGUGCAAAAAUAAUGCUUUGUCUCUUUCUGAUGUGUCCGGUAAUUGUAGCACCAGCACAUAAACUAGCUGAAAUCACUGCAUAUCUGUGUUUUCCACUUCGUCUUUCUUGCAGUCCCGCUUUGAAAACUGUUUUAGGAAUUAUCAUGUACUGCUCUGCCUACCUCUGAAGGGUAGACCUUCCAUUUCAUUCAGUGUUACCCCAAUGUUUUUAUUUUAUUUCUAUGGACAUUAAUACAUGAUUUUAAUGUACAAGAAGAAUCUGGAGUGUUUUUCCUUGUUGGGCGGGAUGGAAGUAUUAUAUGUGGCCUUGACUGUUA
This is a messenger RNA of Paramisgurnus dabryanus, 2843 nucleotides long. RefSeq names its product CTD (carboxy-terminal domain, RNA polymerase II, polypeptide A) small phosphatase like 2a (gene ctdspl2a). NCBI's taxonomy places the organism in Eukaryota, Metazoa, Chordata, Actinopteri, Cypriniformes, Cobitidae. The record is from RefSeq and is a predicted model, not a curated record. Gene Ontology annotation, molecular function: phosphatase activity.